AAGGAUCUGGAGCGCUGGAGUUGGGGCUCCAGCUCAUGACGCUGUCUGAGGGAGCUGUGGGGCCCUCGCGAUAGGAUUUCCUCCACAGCGGCUCCCAGCCAGCUGGCUGUCCCCCUUCCUUCACCACCUCCUCCCCCUCAUACCUUUCAGGAUCCCUGACUCAGUCUCAGGAUCUCAGGAUAUUGUUAGCACUCAUCCCUGGGUGAGCCUAGAAGAGCCCCCAUUCCACACAGCAGCACUAGCUCCCUCCCAGGGGAGACUGCCUGCCCCUCAGGGCCCUGGGAUGGUUCCCAGGCCUGCCAGAAAUGGGCAGGAAGCCAAAACUGACCUUCGGAAAGACUCAAGUCUUGGAUAACUGACAGCCCCCAGAUCCUGCUCCAGGUUCCUUCCUCAGGAAAAGCCAAGUUCAGGCAGAACCUUGCCAAGUCUCUGCCCCUCCCUCAGGCUGCAGACAACAGCCCCAAACUCAUCAUAGGGGGAGGGAGGAAGUCUGGUAGGAACUCUUAUUGCAACAGAGCCCUAGCCCUAUAAAAACCCGGGAGCACAGACCUUUACACAGCUUGCCUGUGUGUGUGUGGAUGCCGGCCUGGAGUCUCUCAGCCUCACCUGCCAGACAACACCCUUUCCUCCUCACCCUGUCUCCUAUAUUCUCCUGAAAUCCUGAUCUCCAUCUUGGCCAGCCCAGACAAUGCCUCCCAACCUCACCGGCUACUACCGCUUUGUCUCACAGAAGAACAUGGAGGACUACCUGCAAGCCCUAAACAUCAACAUGGCUCUACGGAAGAUAGUGCUGCUGCUCAAGCCAGACAAGGAGAUUGACCAUCAGGGCAACCACAUGACAGUGAAGACCCUCAGCACCUUCCGAAACUAUGUUCUGGAAUUUGAGGUGGGAGUUGAGUUUGAGGAGGACCUAAGCAUCAUGGAUGGACGAAAAUGCCAGACCAUAGUAACCUGGGAGGAGGAGCAGCUUGUAUGUGUACAGAAAGGGGAGGUCCCCAACCGGGGCUGGAGACACUGGCUGGAGGGAGAGAAGCUGCAUCUGGAACUGACUGCAAGGGAUGCAGUUUGUGAGCAGGUCUUCAGGAAGGUCAAAUAGCCGGAGAGGAGCUGAGGGCCCCUCCAGACCGCGCCAGUCCCCAGACUCCUCUUGCUUGUGCCCCUUCAAGCCCAGAUUGUCCCAGGUCAGCAGUCCCUUUCUCAGGCCACUUACUCUCCCUCUGGGUCCCUCCUCACCCCUCCCCAUGUUAAUCUAUAACUUUCAGCCCCCAGGCCAAAGUCCUUCUUUCUCACACUCCACUGCCCAAUAGUGACCUCUUAUCCAAUUCCAGGUCUGGCCUCCUGGAUGAAAGAAACAGACGAAGGGGGAAGGGCCCUUGAGAAUAUCUAAUCUCAACUCUCUUUAGUUCAUUUGACCUCUUAUUUUUCAUCUAAGAAAGAAUUAAGCUUUGAGAAUUUGGGAACUAGUGGAAACUCUAUCCUGGUAGACCUUUUGGAAAACUGUAACUGGGGUUCAAGAAUUUAAACAGGAGCUACUGG
Ceratotherium simum simum (southern white rhinoceros) is the source of this 1536-nucleotide messenger RNA. It is a transcript of the gene RBP5, whose product is annotated as retinol binding protein 5. Gene Ontology annotation, molecular function: lipid binding. The record is from RefSeq and is a predicted model, not a curated record. Lineage: Eukaryota; Metazoa; Chordata; Mammalia; Perissodactyla; Rhinocerotidae.